Cyanidioschyzon merolae strain 10D is the source of this 1371-nucleotide messenger RNA. RefSeq names its product N-formylglutamate deformylase. The coding region runs from base 1 to 1371 and encodes 456 amino acids. NCBI's taxonomy places the organism in Eukaryota, Rhodophyta, Bangiophyceae, Cyanidiales, Cyanidiaceae. The transcript has a single exon. The record is from RefSeq and is a predicted model, not a curated record.
AUGCGGCAAUUCAUACCAGUGAUUCACGGCUCGUUGGACUGGAUUGCUUUGGAGGCAUGCUCGCUCGCCUCACUGAAACCGGUCACAUUACCACAUCAGCGGCAUCGUGAGCCGGCUGCAGCGGUUGAACUGCAUCCAAGCGCCGCAAAAUUGUACAACUAUUGCAGAUUCAAUGGAAUCCCCGGUAAGCAGCUGGAUUCCGUACCAGAAGGCGCAAGCGUCGCUGAAGAGGCCCAUGUCGCUGUAUACUUGCAGCCGAUAACGCCAGUGACGGGCGAGAGGCAUCGUGCCCGUGCACCGCUUCUUGUGGACUCGCCGCACUCUGGAAGAAUCUAUCCGGUCGACUUUGAAUUCUAUCCGGAAUUCACCAAGCUCCGCCGAGGCGAGGACGCCUACGUCGACCGUCUGGUCGCGCCUGCGUUGCACAGUGGCGCUACCGUAAUCGCUGCUCUCUUCCCUCGAACCUAUAUUGACGUGAAUCGGCACGAGAACGACAUCGAUGUGGAGCUGCUAGCCUCGCCAUGGCCGUACCCAGUGAGGCCUUCCGAGAAAACCGCUCGUGGUCUGGGUUUGUUGCGGCGCUAUGUGAUUCCCGGCGAGCCGGUUUACGCCCCCGGGAAGCGUUUAACAGUCGAACAAGUUCACCAUCGUAUUGUAUCUUAUUUUGAGCCCUAUCUGACCCUAGUCGCGAACGCGAUAGAUGCUCUCCACUCCGAGUUCGGUGUUGUCUACCAUCUAGACGUACACUCGAUGAAAUCCAGGGGAAAUGCCAUGACGCCGGAUGGUGCUGGCGCUUCGCGUCCCGAUGUUGUGGUCGGUGACCUGCGCGGCCUGGCAUGCGAACCAGAAUUUACGCAGUUUGUCGUACAAGCGCUCGAGGCCGAGGGCCUUAGCGUCAGUGUCAAUAAGCCGUAUGCUGGUGCCGGCAUUCUACGGCGAUUUGGAGCACCUCAGGAUGGAGUACACUGUCUGCAAAUAGAACUGAAUCGAGCGCUCUAUCUGGACGAGGAGCAGGUGGAAUGCCUGAGCGAUGGCCGAUUUGAGCGGCUGCAGAGCGCGCUCGCUCGCGUCUUUGCACGCGUUGCUGACUGGACGCUGAAGCGUGCCGCAGAGGAAAUGGGCAAGCCGAUCUCAGAGCAGGACACGGAAGCGGACUUUGUGCGCCGCGUACUUCCGUCCGUCGCGCGGCGCUUGCGCAGCUCGGGAAUGCGCGUCUCGGCGAGCCUUCUGGAGCCACUGCUGCUUGGCGAUGCCGACGGGGGUCAUGAGUCGGACCCUGACUCCAAUGACAGUCUCGACAGUGAUUACGAGCAAGAACCGGAGAUUUCGGAGAAGCAAUCCCCAAAAGGCUUGUACUGCAUCCCUUCCUGA